CUCAUUUUGCAACAAAAAAAAAAAGAAACAAAAAAAUACCGCAAACUAUUUCAACACCGAACGAAAGAAGAGAAACUCAAGUUUUUUAUGAAAAUUUUAUUAUUCUCUUUCUCUCUCUUUCAUCUGGACGGGAAUGUCGAAAAAAACGGCGCAGCGCAGCACAUUCAUAAAUUUUUUUCCAUUUCUAGCCAAAUAUCGUCGCUCAACUCGUCGGCAAAAGCAAAUGCGGUGUGAGUAGAGUGUUCGCUGUUCGCCGCCCUUCUGUCGGCCAUUUUUUAAUUUUGUUUACACUGAAAAAUUCACAUCAUUUUGCCCAAGCCCAAGCCGUUAUAAAAAAAUUACAUUUUUUAAAAGAAAAUUAAAUAAAAUUUGUGCAAAAAUAUAAACUAUUUAAAAAAGCUUGCCCACAAAAUGUCUUCCAACUCACCUCCCAACUCGGACACCGAAGAUAGCCGCGGAUCCCCAUCAAAAUGGAGUCGAAAUCCGUUGCAGUUAACUUUGCUUGGCGUCGGCGGAGUUGGCAAGCGAAAAAGUGCUUUUCUACCAUACCGGCCUCAACUAAGUCCCGCUAAUGCUUCUUCCGCUUCUGCUAGUUGUCCCCCUUUGUCCUCCUCUGGCGCCUCUACUUUUGCCCCAACCUUGACUCUUGCCCUCAAUAGCUCCUCGGCGGCCACCACUCCGCCAUCAUCAUCCACUUCGUCGUCAAAAUCCAAUUCAACGGUUUUGACAAAUCUUCAGCGUGGUAAUACGGCGGCCACCUUCUGUUCCACCGAUGUCCAAUUGAGCUUUCACGAGCGCGCCGGCCAAGGCGAACUCUCCGACGACCAAGUGAAAGCCGCAGUGGCAUCGAAGACGAUCGAUGCCACUGAUAAAAAUGGAUUCACUGCCCUGCAUUGGGCGUGUUAUUAUGGUCAAGUGGCGACAGUGGGGCAAUUGCUCGCCACUAGGGCGGUAGAUGUGAGCAUAUUGGCACCGGAUAUGGUUUCGCCACUGUUGUUGGCUGCAGCCGGUGGUCAUCAUGAAGUUGUGCGGCUGCUGCUGCAGCAUGGAGCCAAUGCUCGACAUGCUGACAUUGUCGGCAAUACGCCGCUAAUGUAUGCGGCAGCGGGAAACCAUCCGCAUACUUGUAAUGAAUUGCUUUCUAAGGAUCCUGAUCUAACGGCAACCAAUGAGCAUGGCGAUACUGCUUAUAGUUUGGCCAUGGAAAACGGUGCCAACUUAUCGCAGGCCGUUCUCGAGCAUUACUUGACCGCUUUGUUGUCCAUUUAAUUAAUAGAGAAAAAAAUCAUCAUCAUCGAAAAGCAUAAAAAAUUAAUAAAAAAAAAAAGAUGAAAAAAAAAUGGGUAUCUUUGCUAAAUACUACUACUGGCAAAUUUUUUAGAUUUUUUUUUACUACAACUACUACUAGGAAUACUAUACGCAGCAACGGCACGGCACAGCGCAACAUCCAAGGCAAACAAUCUAUAGAUUCGUCGAGUGUGUGUUGUAGAAACGAAAAAAAAGCAAAAAAAAGAAAACUGAAGAAAAAAAAAACGAACAUAAUGAAUAAACGAAAAAAACCGAUAGAAUUAAGAUGGAUUGAUGGUUGGUAGAGAGGUAGCUACUAGCAGUGAGGGAUAAGAUGAAGAGGUAGGGGGGGGGGGGGGGGAAUAGUUGUGGCCCUGGUGGAGCAGGUGACGACGAGCAGGACGCAAAAGGGGAGAGUAGGUAUGUGGAGUGGCGGUACUGCAUUCCAUUCGGAAUUCUUUCCACCUUGCUCUCUGUACGAUGUGUGAUGAUGUUGGUUAAGUUAUGGAAUGGAAUUGGAAGAUGGGGCUGGGGCGGCAUUAACACAACACAAAAAAAAGUAGAAAAAAAAAUACAUCUAAAAAAAAACUAUACAAACAGAAGGGUAAAAGAUGAGGAGGAGGAUAAGAAGGCUGCAGAGGAGAAAGAAGAGAGGAAGAGAUAUUGCGCUGAUGCGUAGCUGUGGUCACGUAAACGGAAUUAAUACAGGAAAUUUUGCUAUCACAAAGGAAACACAACUGACGAAUCAUUUUUGCGCCAGUAGAUGCCGUUAUUUAGUUUUUAAUAAAUAGUUAAUUUUAUUUUGCAUAAGAAUUGUUAAAGAUUGAUUAAUAUUAAGCUAGUUCUUUAAGAAUAAAUACAAAAAAAAAAAACUUUUACAACUUAA
Molecule: messenger RNA, 2173 nt
Organism: Episyrphus balteatus (marmalade hoverfly)
Lineage: Eukaryota; Metazoa; Arthropoda; Insecta; Diptera; Syrphidae
Product: DNA-binding protein RFXANK
Exons: 3
Coding region: 412-1269 (285 amino acids)
Biological process (GO): regulation of gene expression
Cellular component (GO): nucleus
Molecular function (GO): protein binding
Source: RefSeq, a predicted model, not a curated record